Messenger RNA from Tuber aestivum (summer truffle), 3245 nucleotides. NCBI's taxonomy places the organism in Eukaryota, Fungi, Ascomycota, Pezizomycetes, Pezizales, Tuberaceae. The record is from the annotation of a GenBank genome assembly.
CCCUCGCCCUCGAAUCGACCGCCAUCGCCGUCGGCCUAUCAUACUCGGACGCUACUACCCAACCUGCCGCCCUGAUAACCUUCCCUGCUUCGCCCUGCCGACCGAACGAGGGGAAUUGAGGGUGCAUAUAAGACUAUCUAGCUGCAGUCUACCGGCAGAUUUUACUUCUCGCUCACUUCUUUCUCCAGAAUCUUUCCUCUCCCGCUCUCUACUAUAUACUGGCUUUUGAUAGCACUUCAUUGGGCAAUAGGCCUGCACUACCAUCGCCAGCACCUACCGGCUGUUCAACCGGUUCCCUCGGGAGGAUAGAGAUUAAUCAUGACCGAGGUUAUGGCUGCACCUGUCCAUCUGGACGUUUGCUAUCAACCUGGAUCGUCUCCCAGGUGUCGGUCACCUCAGUCUGCCUAUACCGGGCCGACAGGUUCGUAUGUUGAUUCACUCUCAAACUCGGGGUACGAUUCGUACGAUAGUCACAAGGGUUCUCCUCCCCCAUCGUCCAUCUCGUCGUCGCCACCUUUCUCGAGCAUUGCGAGUCAAUCUUCCGUUCCUUCUUCUGUUGCAAGCAGUGUCUGUCUUGAUGCCAAUCCGGUAGAUAAUGACGAUCAAUUCCUCUUUCCAGUCUACGACCAGCCAACCGUCUCGUACUGCCCGGAUGAGUAUGAUUAUGCUUCCGAGGACUAUAAUACGCCUGUUCCUGGUGCUUCGCCACGGAGUCCGUCACCGCCCAUGAUUCCCGAGAUACCCGAGAUAAUAUUUGUUCCGGCGGAUGAUAGCGUUGUCCGACACGAGCCGUCACGGCACGUGGAUUACCUGUCGCAUGAUUGGAAGGAGGAGGACAUUUGGGCGUCAUGGCGGUAUAUGGUUGGAAAGAGAAAGGUUUAUAGUAAUGCGGCUCGUUUGGAGAAUGCUUCGUGGCGGACAUGGACGAAGGCAAAGUUCAAGUUAAAAACGGUUUCACCAGAGACUUUGAAUUGGUAACAACCAAAUCGCCGCCCUGACAUGAUCUUCUGUGAAGUGGUUUGCUGAAUGAAAAAUAGGUUGAAAGACUGUGACGUGACAUGGCUCUAUGGCCCGCUCUCCACGAGUAACCAGAAGGCCUCCUUGAUGGUCUCGCCAUCGUCGCCGACCGUAUCGCCGACCGAGCCACGAAUACCCAGCUCGGGCUCUUUUUAUGUAAGGAAGCCUAUUUUGAAGAAGCGAAGUAUGUCUGAAGUCAUGCUUCAAAAGUCGCUGUCAAGUUCGAGUCUACUCAAGCAAGCCGCUGCAGCCAUUGAGUCACAGCAGAUGGAGAUGGAUUGCAAAGCUUCUAGACCGGCGAUGGUUGCAAGGGCGAAUUCGGACUUUGCCGCUUUGUCCUACGCUUCAAAAACCACAAGCGCUAUUAACACUAGCGAAUUGCCCUCGGCCCUUUCCACUGGAUGCCCUUCGCCAUCCUAUACAAAACAUAUACAUUUUAAUGACCAAGUACAACAAUGCAUCGCGGUGGAUAAGGACGAUGAAGAGGAUGAAGGUGAAGAUGAAGAAGAGGAUGAAGUCUUUCAGGUGGAGAACCUUGAGGAUAGCUCUUCAGAUGAUGAUGAUGAUGGCUUACUCAUGAUGCCGAGGCCAAAGGUUACCAUCAAAAGCACUGCACGAACGAACCCCGGCGAGCACCAAACAAUUGCCAUGCUACCGUCAACCACACUAAAAUACAUUGAGGAGCCAGUUGUCAAGAGAAACGACACUUUCAACAAUAUUGGCACUUUCUUAUCUUCGUUUGCUACACCCGCCCCAACUCAGCCCCAAGACCUGGAUCAAUCAUCCUUGGUUGGGACAAAGUCUUACAUACUGGAGGAUGACGACGACGACGACAUGGCAGAGCUGGGCUGGGAGCCUAGUGGAGGGGCAUUUAAAUCCCGACGGGACAGCAUUGCCGCUGCACACGAUCGAUUUGGCCGGGCGGAUGAUCGUGUGGGCAAUACUCACGUUGACGACUUUGAGCUCCCAAAGUACACUUACGAGGAAGACGAGGAUGAUGAGGUUGCGGCUGGACUAUUUGGCAGGGCCGUGGAUGCAGUCAAUACCGCUCGGGACAUUGCACACGUUCUUUGGAAUGUUGGUUGGAGGAAAUAAACCCUUCAAGAGAGAGUGAAAGAAAAAAGAGCUCCACCAGAAGAAAAUCUUGCCUUCUCAAUAUACGUUCAUAUAUACUGUAUUGAUGGACAGAUGGAUGGUGUGGUAUCGGAUGGACUCGGCCGCCAGGGAGCACGGAGGAGGGGCGUGGUGGUGGGUGCGCUGCUUGUAGGGGGGGUUUUUUUUAAUCACCUCUUUGUUUCUUCAUUUUGCGAGCGAGUGCGGAACGAACGCAAAUCGCCUGUUUUUCUCUUUUCCUUUUUACCUUGUUCCAUCGGGGAAUCCCACCGAUGCCUGCGGCAUCGUCGACAGCACCAGGCAAGAAAACAAAGUCAAGACUAUCUAGUCACUCUACUCUAAAGCCACUCCUGUCGAACAGAGUUCCCGGUUGCUUUGUCGUUAUACACUUGCUCGUCUACUGCUACUCUCCAAUCGAAUAAACGGAAGCCCGGCACUAUCGAUUUAAUCAGCCUGCACCUCGGAUUACUUGCUACCCUCCGCUCGGUUAUGCGUUCCUGGAAUGAGAUUUCCCUUUUACUUACAUUUUUCUCUUUCCCCGUUUGCUCUGGCUGGUGGCGUUUUUGCAUUUUUUUCUUCUUCUUUUCUUCCCUCUUCUAAUUACUCAGUUGCUGCUUUGACUCUCUUUAGUUGCCUCACCUCACCUUGAUCUGCACUACGGAUUGAUCGAUGCUCCAUAGGAUUCGUGUUUUUUUUUUUUUUUUUUCAAAAGAAAAUCAAAAAAAACCGUCCCGUUCUUUUCUUCACAUUUCAAUUCCCUUGUAUGUCUUUUCAUUUGUGUUAAACCGGUCUGGGGGGGGGUUCGCUAUGUUAUACUUGAUCUUUCGGUGCUUGAUAUUUUUUUUCAAUCCGUUCGCUUCUUGGCUUGUAUAAAAGUUGGUCUUUUCAUGUAAUUUACUUAUCAUAGCUAUGAAUAGUGCGGGUGGAAAAGUGGUGAUUGGCUUUUACAUACGGCAUGGUAGUUUGUGGAGGGGUAAUGGCUUGUUGGUGUGUUGGUAGGCUUGGUUGGUUGGAAUGGGACCUGCCAGGCUGUGGAGGAUGAUGGAGGGUGUGAGGAAUGGGAUGGAAUGGGAAAUGUAAUGAAUUCUAGUAGUAUGGGACUUUACUUGGACUAC